This is a messenger RNA of Symbiodinium sp. CCMP2592, 1293 nucleotides long. Lineage: Eukaryota; Dinophyceae; Suessiales; Symbiodiniaceae. The record is from the annotation of a GenBank genome assembly.
AUGCAGCUUGCUGCCGCCAUUUCCCACCUACAGCUCGGGCUCUCGAACUUGCGGGCGGUCAUCCAGGACAACCCGCUCGGGGAGGCCGAGAGACGUGAGCUCAGGGAGAUAGGAUGCGACCUGCAACAUCUGGCAACCGUCGCCUGCGAGCGCGUGGCGCUAGCAUGCGAUGCUCCGAGGCCCGAGAUUCAGACCUUCGAACUCGAGCAGGAAACCUUUGAAAGGAUGCCAGAUGUGACCUGCACUAUCGGCCUCCAAUUGGAGAAUCAGCAAUCCUUUAAGCCGAGCGAGCAUUUCACGGACGUGGCGGUCGACAAGUUCCCGUCCCUCCGAUCUCAGCAGCGCGCGGAGAUGUCGCCAAAGGCCCGGAGGGCUUCUUUGGACUCCCGGGCGAGCGAGGUCAGCGAGGGCGAGUCUGACGCCGAGCACGGUGAGGAUAGUACUUACACGUACUCGGCCGCCUCCCACAUCUCACGCGGGACUGCAGAUGACGACAACUUCGAGGAGGGCCCUGGGCUUCACCAAGCGAUGCAGAAUCAGCGGGAGGUCCUCAUGGGCCUCUUCAAGCGGCUCGAUACCGAUGGCUCUGGGGUCAUCGACACCGAAGAACUGCAACGAGCAUUGAGAUCCGUGGGACAGCACCCGGCACGUGCUCAAAAGCUGAUCGCCGCGGCCGAUGAAAACUGCAACGGCAAAGUGGAGAUCGACGAGUGGAAGAACGUGGUGAACCGUUUGGUGGCCGGCAAAGGUUCCGGCGCGCUCAAGGUCUUCGCAAGUGCGCUGAUGGAGCACGAGUACGGCAAGUAUGGAGAGCGGAUACAACACUCAUCGACCUGGAAUUGGGACGAGAUACGCUGCAAGCCUUGGCGUUGGUUCUUGUCCUGCCAUUCCAGCACUCGGCUAGCUUGGGAUGUGCUCUUGCUGGUGCUUCUCUGCUACAUUGCGGUGGUUUUGCCCUUCACCCUUGCGUACCUGACCGAGAACGGUAUCCACGGCUACCUCAAUGUCGGCAUAGACGUCUGCUUCCUCUUCGACAUCUUCCUGAACUUUCGGACUACGUACAUCAACGAGGCUGGCGAAGAGGUGCGUAGCAAUCGGCUCAUUGCCAAGAACUACCUCACCUCGUGGCUGCUUGUCUUGCAAACUUUGGCUUCGGUGCAACACUUGUGGUUGUUUCUGGACAAGCACCAUGCCAGCCUGGCAGUUGCGGUGGCCGGGGGUGUGGAGACGAUACUUGCAGAAGGGGCCUGGGAAGUGUUAUCGGAUUCACCAUGGAAGUCCUUGCCACGGUGA